AUGGGUGAAUUGAAAAUCGCCGACUAUACUGACUUAGAUCGUCUUGCAGCUGAGCAUGGGCUGGAGUUGACGCCGGACGGAGGCCACUUGCGAUGGGCCAAGUCCAACAGGAAACAUCCUCGCAACUGGCGCCCAGCACGCAAAGCGUAUGACAUCGCUGUGAUUGGCCUCUUGGAGUUUUUCACGACUGCGAUGAGUACAUCCGGGGCAUCGACAGCGCAAGCGGCCCAGCUUGAAUUCGGAACCUCCAAGACCUUCACGCUGUUCCUUUAUGUCUCCACAUACCUGUUAGGCCAAGGUCUUGGUGGUGUGGUCUUCCCCCCAUACUCAGAAACAUUUGGUCGGAAACGACUUUAUAUUCUCAGUGCUUUGCUGUAUAGCGCAUUUUGUCUUCUGAUCGGCGCCUGUCCGUCAUCCAGUGCUCUGGUCAUAGGUCGAUUAGUCACCGGCUUUCUGUCUGCGAUCCCCACGAUAGUAAUUACAGGCAGCAUUGAAGACCUUUUCAACUCACAGGAUCGCAUUUGGGUGAUGCUGGUCUACGUGGCCAUGGCUUGCCUUGGGGUUAGCACGGGCCCUAUCAUGAGCUCCUACAUCACCUAUCGAUAUGGUUGGAGAUGGGUUUUCAACAUUGGAGCGAUCGUCACGUGUGUUCUCGCCUUGAUGCUCAUGUGUAUCAAGGAAUCGCGACCCUCUUUGAUCCUGGCGCGGGAGGUUCAAGCGCUGCGCAAAUUGACUGGUAAUGAAUCGCUGCUGGCUCUCAACCCUGACUUUAUGCCCGACCUUCGCACCUUUGCUCAUAUCGGACUGUUUCGCCCUCUCCGAUUGUUUUUCACGGAGCCCAUCGUCUUCGUCGUCACCAUGGUAUUCUCUGUUUGUGUAGCUCUCAUCUAUCUGUUUACCGAGGCUCUUCCACCCAUCUUUGAAGCCUUUGGUUUUGACACUGAGACGUCGAGCCUUCCCUUCCUUGCACUUGGCUUGGGGUUUGUUCCCAACAUUGCAACCCGCAUUCUGGACUACCGCAACACGCAGCGGCAUCUAAAAGAGGGCCGCACCAUCAAGCCGGAGGACAAGCUGACCGGGAUCUACAUUGGGGCGCCGGUUCUUGCCGUCUCGCUGUGGUGGUUUGCUUGGACCAUUCCGCCGGCCGGUGCAGACAUCCACUGGUCGGUGCCGGUGGUCGCCCUCUUCUUCACCGGGUACGCCCUCAACGAGAUGGAGGUGGUCGUCUCGCAGUACAUGGCCGACUCUUAUCUGAGCUACGCGGCAAGCGGAUUCGCCGCCUUGUCGAUCGUCCGCUCGCUUCUUUCCGCCACCUUUCCGCUGUUUGGCAGCACGAUGUUCGAUGCGCUGGGCGCUAAUAUCGGGGUCUCGAUUCUGGCGGCGAUUGCGACGGUGUUUUGUGUGGUGCCGCCGCUGCUCGCCCGCUACGGGGAACGCAUGAGGAAACAAAGCAACUUCGCCAAGUACAGCUUACAGGUAUACGCGGAGAACGGUGUUGACUCGGACUUUCGGUGA
Aspergillus saccharolyticus JOP 1030-1 is the source of this 1515-nucleotide messenger RNA. Its product is annotated as MFS multidrug transporter. Gene Ontology annotation, biological process: transmembrane transport. The transcript has 5 exons. The record is from RefSeq and is a predicted model, not a curated record. Bases 1 to 1515 code for a protein of 504 amino acids. Gene Ontology annotation, molecular function: transmembrane transporter activity. Lineage: Eukaryota; Fungi; Ascomycota; Eurotiomycetes; Eurotiales; Aspergillaceae.